Lotus japonicus is the source of this 543-nucleotide messenger RNA. RefSeq lists its product as uncharacterized. Lineage: Eukaryota; Viridiplantae; Streptophyta; Magnoliopsida; Fabales; Fabaceae. The transcript is spliced from 2 exons. The record is from RefSeq and is a predicted model, not a curated record. Bases 1 to 543 code for a protein of 180 amino acids.
AUGAAGUUGACUGUUAAUAUGAUAUUGCAAAAUGCUACAUCGACUUCUUCACCAGCAGAAAUAAAAGAAUUUGCAGAUUGGUUGCUUCAAGUGGGAGAUGGUACAGUUAAAACGAUUGAUGAGGAAGAAACACUUAUUGAGAUUCAUCCAAAUCUUCUUAUUGAACAGUGUAAGGAACCGUUGCUUGAAUUAGUUAAUUUUGCAUAUCCGAAACUUGCGCAUAAUUUGCAAAAUAAUUCAUUCUUUCAAGAAAGAGCGAUUCUUGCACCAACACUUGAAAGUGUAGAGGAAAUCAACAACUUUAUGUUAGCAAUGAUUCCUGGUGAUGAAACAGAAUAUUUGAGUUAUGAUACUCUGUGCAAGUCAGACGAAGAUUCGGGUGUCAAUGCAGAAUGGUUUACAUCUGAAUUCUUAAAUGAUUUCAAAUGCUCUGAAAUUCCAAACCAUGCAAUUAAACUGAAAGUUGGUGUCCCUAUCAUGCUCAUUCGAAACAUAGACCAAGCUGCAGGGCUGUGUAAUGACACUCGAAUGAUAGUUAUAUAA